Messenger RNA from Xylona heveae TC161, 2487 nucleotides. RefSeq lists its product as hypothetical. NCBI's taxonomy places the organism in Eukaryota, Fungi, Ascomycota, Xylonomycetes, Xylonales, Xylonaceae. Gene Ontology annotation, biological process: positive regulation of transcription by RNA polymerase II. Bases 1 to 2487 code for a protein of 828 amino acids. The record is from RefSeq and is a predicted model, not a curated record. Gene Ontology annotation, molecular function: DNA-binding transcription factor activity, RNA polymerase II-specific; transcription cis-regulatory region binding; zinc ion binding. The transcript is spliced from 3 exons. Gene Ontology annotation, cellular component: nucleus.
AUGACGAAGCAGUCUGGGGUAUGCUCGACCUGUCGAUCGCGGAAGGUCAAGUGCGACAGAGUGUUGCCCAAAUGCUCCCCUUGUCAACGGUUGAGGCUGGAUUGUGUUCAACAACAUCCUCGUUCAAGUUUUGUUUGGACCGCUCCAAUACUGAGCACUGGUAAAUCAGCCGAGAAUAAUAUCAGCAGUGGAGAACAUGAAAUUGAGCAUGGGGCUCGACGGCAGGCGCUCUUCUCAACCAAAGAUAGGAUUGAGGAAUGCCUGCGGAUGACAGACGAAUUGCCAGACUCUCAGAUCGAUCAGGCUCUUACCAAGUUGGACUGCCAGUCUCCCUCGAUACAAGCCGAGGGAAAUGCAUUGCACAUUGGGCCGUUUGGCAUGUUUUCCCUACAGGAUUCAGCCCCGCCGCGUUCUGAAAUCAUUUCUACCCUUGGGGACAGCCCUCCGGCAGCCAAGAGCACCCUAAAGAACUUGAUAACGUCUCCCGUUGUAUCAGAAAAAACCUCAACCGCAAUUGAAUCUAUUGAGUGCGAUGCAGAAGUCUCAUCAGAACCAGCAUUAGCUCAAGAAAUCUCUGGGCUGUUUGACGACCCGAUAAUGGACUUUUUGAACAUGCCAUCUCCAAGCAAAGCCCUCGACGAGUUUCUGGCGCAGAAUACGCUACCUUCUUGGGAAUUCCCGUCCGUGGAUCUGGAUUCUUCCUCCUCGUCUUCUGGGAGCGUCUCUUCCCCGCCGGGUCUUCAAGGAGCUACCGACGUUGCCCAAGAUCAUAUCCGCGCUGGAGACCAUGGUACGACUACUACUACACUGGGAUUUCUGGAGUGCUCAAGGCCCUUCAAUCUGCUAUCACCCCUAGACUCGCAGCUUCCGCCAAUACAGAUGGCGUCAGAUAUAUGCGACCUGCCGACAACCACCAUGAGAUUUCUAAUCGACCACUAUCGGUCAUCAAUUGCGACGAGGCUAGCUCCACUGCAGCACCUUCAAUCUCCAUGGAAAGCGAUUCAUCUUCCAUCUGCAAUGCAGACCAUUGGAGACAUUGCCCUACGUGGAGAUUCUGGUAAUGCCGGGGUCGCUCUACUUUUUGCAAUCUUAGCUACCUCUGCCUUCAAUUUGGACUCUUUUGGUGCCUGCCCUGAGAGCACGCGCAAGGCUACCGCGUGGAAGAAUAUUGGUGAAAUGUUUCGAAAGCGAGCGAAAAGUCGUUUGCAAUCUGCACUGCGGGAACAAAGCAAGGGAAAAUCGUCAAAGUACAAGGAGUUGCUGGCAGCUCUGCUGAGCAUGGUCACCGUCUGCGUUGCCAGCGGGCAAAUGGACCAAGCGCGCUGCUUCCUCCUUGAUGCCGAACGAUUGAUCUGGCUACGUGGUUUGCGCAAGUCGCCCAAGUCUCGUAAAGUGCUCAUGCUGCAUAGCCUCUUUCUUUAUCUCCGCGUCGUCGAAGAGGUGACUGCAACAGAUCAGCUCUGUUCCUCAAACUUUUACGCCGAUGACGCCAGACAAGCUUCUGCAGCAGGAGAUUCUGGCAACAAUUCUUCCCUCUCAUGCUGCCGCUGGCCGACCUUAUGGACUAGCCGGUCCCGGAAAGGCUUGGUUGUUGAGCAUGAGGAUGUGUGUUCACUCGAAGAUCAGCUCGUAGCACUUCCGGCAGGUUCAAAAGAAAUGUCCGCAUUUGAGCGAAUCUACUCAAUUCCGGAAUCGCUCUUCACUUUACUAUCCCGAGCCACUCACCUUGCACAUGCGCGUAUCCGCUCAUCGUCAAAGGCUCAGCGAGCCGAAGACGCGAGCAAUAGCGGCGGCAAUGGCAGCGGCAGGGUUGGUGGUAGUGGUGGUGGUGGUGGUGGUGGUCUCACCAACGCGUUCUUGGACCAGGCCAAGGCUACUGAAACGUCUAUACUCAGCUGGAAGAAUCCAUACCGCGUCAUGGCGGAGCUGCAAUUAUCUUUUGAGCGAAGCGAGGCAGCACGUUCUACCGCGACAGGUAGCGCUUCUACAAAUACUUGUACUGAUACUCCUAGCUCGUUUGCCUCUUCCCUCGACACGGACACAGAUACCGACAAUACGGCUGCCCCUUUGAACAUGGAAACCCGGGCAGCUCUUCUAUUCGAUCUUAUCGAAGCCAUGCAUUCGGCCCUCAUCAUUUAUUUCUACCGCGAAGUCCGCGACAUCAGCUCCAUUGCCAUUCAGCACUACGUUGAGAAGACAGUGCAACACCUGCUCAAACACGAGCAGCGCAAGCUCGAAUAUGCCGAUCACGCCUCCGAUAUUUGCUGGCCCGCAUUCAUUGCAGGCUGCGAAGCCCACAGCAUCGAAGCAAGAGACCAGAUAGCCGCAUGGCUGUUCCGAGCCGGCGAGCGCAGUGGCCUCCGCAUGUUUUGUACGGCUCGAAACGCCCUGUUCAAGGUCUGGGACGCCCGUGCCAAAUGUGCUGAUCCGGACUUGCCCUGGCGGCGGGUCAUUGUUGAUGAAGGCGUCGGCUUGAUCCUAGCCUGA